Molecule: messenger RNA, 1842 nt
Organism: Cladophialophora yegresii CBS 114405
Lineage: Eukaryota; Fungi; Ascomycota; Eurotiomycetes; Chaetothyriales; Herpotrichiellaceae
Exons: 1
Coding region: 1-1842 (613 amino acids)
Biological process (GO): positive regulation of transcription by RNA polymerase II
Cellular component (GO): nucleus
Molecular function (GO): DNA-binding transcription factor activity, RNA polymerase II-specific; zinc ion binding; transcription cis-regulatory region binding
Source: RefSeq, a predicted model, not a curated record
AUGAAGCCGGGUAAGCAGCCAGGGCGGAAAGCGACCAGGUACCGACCUCCCAUCAAGCACAGCAAGACAUUCUCUGGCUGUUGGACGUGUCGUUCACGCCAUGUCAAGUGCGAUGAAGGGCGUCCCGCUUGCGCUAGGUGUCUGAGGGGCGGGUUCGACUGCCAGGGCUAUGGGGUCAGACUGGUCUGGAACCCAGACAAUCCAGCACGCGUGCAAAAUAUCCGACGUGCGAUAGGCAAUCCAGCAAUCUAUGAUGAGGAGUCGCCAUUCAAGCGAGUUGACGUACACGAGGCUCUGGAGGAGAUAGAGCGGCUGUCCGAAGAAGGCAAUUGCUUAUCUCGCGGUCCGUUCUCAGUCUUCGCUGUACAAGGUACUUGGCCCAAGCCAGAUGUCGAGGAGGCAAGCCUUAGUGCAGCUCAUCCAGCAGGGUUGCUUGACGACGUCGACGACCAUAGUUCCACAACAGCCUCGGCGAACACGUUUGAGAUUGAUGUGAGUGUGGGAGGGGGCUCCGAAGCAGACGAUGAGAUAGAGACAAUAGUCUCGCCAUCUAUCGGGACGCCUUUUUCCUCAUUACAUGAAUACGACUGCUUGCAGCAACAUCGGCGCUCUAGCGAUGUUAUGCCACUCUCAACACGCCAUUUGGAUCUUCUCCCACGUCCCUCCGAGCAACGAGCGCUGGUCCAUCACUGGACGGACUUCGUAUGCUGGCACCUGGUUCCGGUCGACCGACCGGACAACCCAUUCCGAAGCGUCUUCACGCCCAUGGCACUUGCAGGGCUUACCUCGCCGUCAAGCCAGUCCAAUGGGCAGGUCGCGCUGUUCCACGCAUUGUGUGCGACCGCGGCAUUUAGUCGCGGCCAAUUGCUCAACCACGAGGCCAAGUCGCUCACUCUUGCCACGAAACACUACAACCUGGCAAUCAUGCAUCUGAGACACAGCCUGGCGAGCCUGGAGGAGCACCCCAACACCCACGAAGUCGACCUCCAAAGGGGCUCCAUACUCGCCACCAUAACCAUGUUCUCAGCCAUGGACAUGAUAACCGGUCGGUCCAACGAAUGGCGGACCCAUCUGCAAGGUGGCGCAUCCUGGCUGUCGACCAUCGAAGACAGUGCCUGGAACAGAGACAAGUCCUCAUCGAUGGUCUACCAGGGAUACCUUGCCAUCGCGGCACUCUGCAACAUCAAUCUCCCGUCCACAAUCGACGUGGAGAGCGAAAAUUUCCUAGCCGACACGAGGCAUUACGUGCUUGAUCGCUUCUUUGGCCUGACACGCCCCAUACUCAAACACAUAGUCCUGACGAACUCGCUCAUCAAACGCAUUUCGAGGGCGUCAUCAAGAUCACCGUCCGCACAGGAGAUCGACAACCUCGAGAGCCAACUCUACGCGCAAUCGCCCACGAACCUCGAUCUCUCAUCCCAAGACCUGACGCCCCUGGCGCACACUCUCACCCUUCACCACGCCUACGUCUUCUACUACGCCUCGCUGAUCCACUUUCACCGCACAAUUCGUCAUCUCCACCCCGGCUCGCCUAUCAUCCAAGCCCUUGUUACCAGCGCCGUCAGUCAUCUCGAAGACAUCGAAACCUUAGGCGGCGAGAGUGUAGGUUGCACGUUGGUCUGGCCGCCAUUCAUCGUGGCGUGCGAAUGUGUCGACGAAGGGACCCAGCAGAAGAUGCUAAGCUGGUAUAUGUGCAAAAGGAGGCAUGGGUUCAUGAACCUAGAAAUGAGCAAAGAUAUAGCAAGGGAGGUGUGGCGGAGACGGACGAUCGUUGAUGAUGCCACGGACGUAAAAUGGCAGGACGUGCUGAGGGAGAUGAAGCUGGACAUUGUGCUUGCCUGA